Topomyia yanbarensis is the source of this 1472-nucleotide messenger RNA. Its product is annotated as m-AAA protease-interacting protein 1, mitochondrial. Lineage: Eukaryota; Metazoa; Arthropoda; Insecta; Diptera; Culicidae. Gene Ontology annotation, molecular function: ribosome binding. The record is from RefSeq and is a predicted model, not a curated record. Gene Ontology annotation, biological process: protein insertion into mitochondrial inner membrane from matrix; inner mitochondrial membrane organization. The transcript has 4 exons. Gene Ontology annotation, cellular component: mitochondrial inner membrane. Bases 99 to 899 code for a protein of 266 amino acids.
ACGUCCUAAAUGUCAACUAGGUAUUUAUCUAUUUUCGGUCCGCUAGGUUUAUUAUUGUUUCGCUGCUCCCACCUCGGUAUAGUUUCUCGUUUAACGUAAUGUUCCUCCAUCAACGCGUUCAAACCCUAAAACAAAUUUCCCGAUACGUACGUAACAUUAUUGAUAAGUCAUCAACGAAAUUACCACAAACUACCUCAGCUGUCGUGAAAGCAUCCAACCAACGAUUUCUUCCGACCUCCGUAUCAUGCACCGGCUGCAGGCGAAACUAUUCCACUGACAGUAAAGAUGAAAUACCCCCGAGGAAACCACGCAGUCUACCGAUGCUGAUGGACUUUCCGGAACUAAUAUGGCCAUCGAUGAUAAAGUCAAUCAAGAACUGGAUCAUGGUUCAGUUCAUUAUAAGACCCUACUUUGAUCGGGAGUUCAAUCUGCCGGAUUUCAUCAAAGGUGCCAAACAGGCACUGCAGGUGGUGUCGGCUGCGUUGUCCGGUGGAGAACUAAAAAAUCUAGAAGGCUUGGUGGAUCGACGAACCUUGCAAGAUUUAAAGGAAUCUAUGGGAAAGAUGUCCGUUGCGCAGCGUUAUGAUUUAAUGGUUGACAAAAAGGACAUAUACUUCUCGUUCCCAUAUCAGGUAGGCGUGAUGUUUGACGAAGAAGAUGAGCAGAGUCAGAAGCGGUUUGUAGAAAUUACGAUGGUUUUUCACGUUCUCAAGGGAUUGAAAGGAAUGGUCGAGAGAGGCGAUCCUAUUCCAUUGAAUAUUGGUGUGAUGCCUGAGUUCCGAGACAAGAUAAGCAUCUGUAACUAUCGAUUCAUAAAAGAAUUCACGAAAGGUGUCGAUUCGGACUGGACGGUGAAUGUAGUGAAUCACUUCAAACCGAGUGACCUCGUGGACGAAUAACCGAUCUACCGUUGAUGGAGUAACAUGAUUAUUAGUGUAAACUUGUAUAUUGUGCGAAUAAAAAUCGCGCAAAAAUAGGUUUGAAUUUAAUAUUUUAAAGAACAUAAUGUUAAUCAACCUCAUGCCAUAAUACGAUAUAUUUCAGAACUGAUUUGGGGGUGGAGACGUUUUAAUUGAAAUGCUGUCUCGAUCAACAUUUUUACCGAGACAGAUUUUCCAUGUUAACCCUUAAAUGCAUACUGUUGCCAUUUAGUAGCAUACCGAAUUUUGUGACAAAAAAUCUCAACGAGAGGCAUAUAUCUGGCACAACCCGAGUACCAAGGGCAAACAAAUUCGUGCAUUUAUGCGUUAAAUAUUAGUUUCACAAAUUAGCAAAAUAUAAAUUAAAAAAUCCGUGAAUCAAAGCAGGAAUGAAAUUCCUAGAACGUUGAACUCAGAAAGUGGACUACAAGACUUUUAUAACCGAGAGAUCCAAAAAUCAGGAAACUCGAAAUUGUUCGAGGAACUUCAACAUUCAAAUCUAAUAAAAUAAAUGAUCCAAUACACGGUGCUCCACAUUCAAUGCUCAUUAAA